UUCCGGCCCCACGUCUCAUUCUCCUACCCAGUCCUCCAGCGCAGCGCAGCGCAGCGCAGCAGCAACCCCGGCCUACAUAGCCGCUGGAUAGAUAGGCCGAUUGAUUCUGGCACGCACAACGCAGCCGGCCGGCGUCUUCUCCCAGCUCGCUCGAUCCCCGACGAAGGGACGAAAAUGUCGGCGGCCGCCUCGGAGGACGAGGAGCUGUCUCCGGCGGAGGCGCGGCUGGCGAUGAUGGAGCUGGCAAACAUGAUCUCGGUCCCGAUGGCGCUCACCGCCGCCAUCCGCCUCGGGGUGCCGGGCGCCAUCUGGGCGGACGGCGCCAACGCGCCGCUCUCCGCCGCCGACCUCCUGCCCGCCGACCACCCGGACCCUUCCGUCCUCGAGCGCGUCCUCCGCCUGCUCGCCUCCCGCGGCGUCUUCUCCGAGCACCACGGGCCUGGGCCUGCUGAGCCGACGCGGCGGUUCGCGCUGACCGCCGUGGGCCGCACCCUGGUGCCCGCGGGCCCGUCGGGGGCGUCCUACGCCGACUACGUGCUGCAGCACCACCAGGAUGCGCUGGUCCUCGCCUGGCCCCGCCUCCACGAGGCCCUGCUCGACCCCGCCGGCCCCGAGCCCUUCGCCCGCGCCCACCGCGGCCUCCCCGCCUACGCCUUCUACGCCCAGGACAAGGAGGCGAACGAGGUGAUGCUGCGGGGGAUGACGGGGGUGUCGGAGCCGUUCAUGGAGGCGCUGCUGGACGGCUACGCCGGGGGCUUCGAGGACGUGCGCACUCUGGUAGACGUCGGGGGCAGCUCCGGCGCCUGCCUCGACAUGAUCAUGCGCAGGGUCGGCACCAUUGCCCAGGGCAUCAACUUCGACCUCCCCGACGUCGUCGCCGCCGCGCCGCCCAUCGCCGGAGUAAGGCACGUUGGUGGAGACAUGUUCAAGUCCAUCCCCUCCGGAGACGCCAUCUUCAUGAAGUGGGUUCUGACGACAUGGACAAACGACGAGUGCACGGCGAUCCUCAAGAACUGCUACGGCGCGCUGCCGGAGGGCGGGAAGCUGAUCGCCUGUGAGCCGGUGGUGCCGGAGACGACGGACACCAGCACGAGGACGAGGGCGCUGCUGGAGAACGACAUCUUCGUCAUGACCACCUACCGGACCCAGGGGAGAGAGCGGUCAGAGGAGGAGUUCCGGCAGCUCGGCCUCGCAGCUGGCUUCACCGCCUUCAGGGCCAUCUACCUGGAUCCUUUCUAUGCUGUCCUGGAGUAUCUCAAGUGAUCUCAACUUAUCCAUUUGUUGCUGAGCAAACUCACGCAUCAUGUAUGAGGCCCUAUUUGCUGUCAGGUUGGACAUACGUUUGAGUUCCUGAACACGAGCAUCUCUCUGAAUCAUUUUAAGUGCAA
This is a messenger RNA of Brachypodium distachyon (stiff brome), 1388 nucleotides long. RefSeq names its product caffeic acid 3-O-methyltransferase. The transcript has 4 exons. The record is from RefSeq and is a predicted model, not a curated record. Gene Ontology annotation, biological process: methylation. The coding region runs from base 175 to 1263 and encodes 362 amino acids. Gene Ontology annotation, molecular function: O-methyltransferase activity; S-adenosylmethionine-dependent methyltransferase activity. NCBI's taxonomy places the organism in Eukaryota, Viridiplantae, Streptophyta, Magnoliopsida, Poales, Poaceae.